CUCUGGUCUCACCUGAGACCCGACUGCCGGUUCUCGCUCUCCCAGGACGCACGGGCGGCCCUGGGCCCCUUCGACCCCUCCCGGCUGCUGCCCGCCUGCCGGGACUACUGGACCUACGCGGGCUCCCUCACCACGCCGCCGCUGGCCGAGUCGGUCACCUGGAUCCUCCAGAGGCAGCCCAUCGAGGUGGCUCCCAGCCAGCUCUCGGCGCUGCGCUCGCUCCUGUGCUCCGCCGCCGGCGAGGAGGAGACGGUGAUGGCGGACAACUACCGCCCGCUGCAGCCCCUGCUCGGCCGCACGGUCCGAGCGUCCUUCCCGGCCACCAGAGAGGGUCCACGUGGGUAGGCGGGACUGGCUUUGAGAAGAGGGAAUCACAAUGUGAUUGAUCGUAUUCGACUUUCGAAAUUAAAAAGAGAGAGGUCGUUGUUGCA
Molecule: messenger RNA, 431 nt
Organism: Microcebus murinus (gray mouse lemur)
Lineage: Eukaryota; Metazoa; Chordata; Mammalia; Primates; Cheirogaleidae
Source: RefSeq, a predicted model, not a curated record